CUCACACACUAUCUAUUGCUAUUGAUGGCAUUGGUUCAACUGGCAUCUCUGAAAGUAUUUUUGAAGAAGCCUUUCGUUACAUCAGAUGUGCUCUCUGAUUUUCUCUUCGGUAGAUUCAAGCUUAUGAACUGUGCAGAGCUUGAAAACAGUUCGCUGAAGAAUAAAACGGCACUCGUGACAGGCUGUAAUACUGGAAUAGGCUAUGCAACUUGUCUGAAAUUAGCUAAAGCUCAAGCUCGAAUCUUGAUAUGCUGUAGAACUAUGCAAAAGUCAAUAGCCACUGCAGAUAGUUUGAGAAGGGAGUUGGGUAUUCACGACAAGGGUCGCUUUUGUUGUUUCGAGGCAGAUAUGGAGAACUUGGACGCCGUCACAACUUUGGCUCAAGACAUCAUUCAGUUGAAUGAGCAAAUACACUUCGUUAUAUUGAAUGCAGGCGUUAUGCAAGCAGCAAACAAGAAAAUCACCAAAAACGGACUGGAGCUGCAUUUCGCUGUAAAUCAUAUGAGUCACUUUCUAUUAACAUAUCUACUUAUGCCUCAGUUAAUACGAAGUGCACCAUGUCGCAUUAUUGUAGUCACUUCCAAUGCUUAUGAAUACGGCAAACCAGAGCAGCUGGCCGAUCAUCGCUUUCAAAGCUUUCCUUACAUAGCUGUCUCUGCAUAUGCCCAGAGUAAACUUGCAAACAUAUUGUUUGCUUAUGAAUUGAAGAAACGGUUCAAAGAUAAAGGAAUAGAUGUGUUUGCUGUGCAUCCCGGUGCAGUGUUAUCAGAUAUUUAUCGUGAAGAGUGGUUAUUACAUGCUCCAUUAGUCGGAUUCUUCACACAAAAAGUUUUAUCUCGUAUCAUGAGGACUCCGCAGGAGGGAGGAAAAACAAUUGCAGCUUUGCUUGGCGACGCUCUAUUUUCUUCAAGUCUACGAGAAGGUUAUUCCGAUGCGUGUUUUUCCAACCUUUAUUGGAAAGACUGCAAACCACAACCAGUAAAUAGCAACCUUGUCAACGAUAUUUCUGCUGAGUUUCUAUGGCGACUUUCCAUAUCCAUACUCAAAGACCUUGGAAUUUUAAACGAUGAGCGUCUCGAAAUGGUAGAGCUUUGCGAAAAGACAAAUUGAUCGAUCGGUUCGAUUGAAAUGCCCAUAAGAUAGAAACUCAUCCAUCUUCCACGUUUACAAUUUUCUAUUUUUGGAAACUUUAUAGACGAUCCGUACUGAUCAUUGGUCGGGGAAUCAGCACAUUUGUUGGAACCAGCAAAGAAUUAUUCA
Molecule: messenger RNA, 1260 nt
Organism: Galdieria sulphuraria
Lineage: Eukaryota; Rhodophyta; Bangiophyceae; Galdieriales; Galdieriaceae
Product: short-chain dehydrogenase/reductase (SDR) family protein
Exons: 7
Coding region: 25-1110 (361 amino acids)
Source: RefSeq, a predicted model, not a curated record